UUCUCCUCAACCUCAACAGAAAACGCCAUUUCGUGAUUCCGCGUGAAGUCAUGUCGAAGAUUUGAAUUUAUUACUAGUUAUUUAUUUACUAAAUUUAUUUGUUUCUUUGUAAUUGUAAGCAUUUAUAUCGACGUGCGAAGUGUAAGUUCCUUUGACCAUGGAUCCCGCGGAGCUGAAUAAGUUGAAAGUGGUGGAUCUCCGCAAGAUGUGCCAAGACCGCGGUUUGGACCAAAAAGGCGUCAAAGCUGUAUUGGUUGAAAGGUUAGCUGAAGCCCUCGGAUCCGAUGGAAAUGGUUCCAGCGAAGGAGUGGCCGGGAGCAGGGAGGAGUCGAUGGACGCGGAUCAGAACUGGGAGAGCAACGAGGCCUCGCGAGAGCCGGCGGACUACGGCGAGGAGAACGACAACGCCAUGGAGGCCACCGACGAGGACUUCGAAGGUGGCCAGGCCGUCUACAACGAGAUGGACGAUUCCAACUCCCAGAUGAACUCAAAUUCCAACCAGAACUACCAGCCGGACGAGUCCCGCUCUCAGUCCCCGUUGGAGGAACAAAAUCAACAACAAAAUCAGGAGUUCAGCUAUCAGCAGGAUGACAGUGAGAGUCAGGGACAGUUCGCCAACCAGCAAGAAUACCAGGAGCAGGAGGAGCAGGGAUUCCAGGAGAACGAGUACUACCAACCGGAAGCGGCCCAGGCUGAACCGGAAGUCGAGGAGGAAGAGCCCGAGCCGACGCCUGUACCUGCACCUGCCGGCAACGUUGAGCCUGAAGCGUCUACCGGCAUCGCCGCGCUAUCAGUCGCCGCUGAUAAGCAGUCUGAAAUGGAGUCCAACGGAGUUAUGGAUGAGGGUAUCAAGCAAGAAUAUGAUGAAAACUUUGCUCCAAAUCCAAUGCAAGAAGAAUUGCAGGCUCCUGCUGUAAAACCAGAACGUCAAAGAAAGAACCGAUGGGGCGACAAGGUCGAAGCUCCUGUCCAAGUGAAAGAAGAGGAAGAAAAAGUUUUAGAACGAGGAAGCGUUAAAAGGCGGCACUCACCAAGCCCAACAAGAUCUAGGCAUUCAGAACCAACGGUACCACUCAAACCAGAUGAUGAGCCACCAUCCAACGAUCAAGAUGUCCUUCUUGGAUGGUAUGAUUCCGAUUUGAAUUUGAAAAUUGACCCCAAGAACUUCCGUGAAGCCUCUCCGAUGAGUGAUCAAGCAUUUGCAUACAUCUGGGCAGGUGCAAGAGCUACUUACGGUUUCAACUCCGGAAAAGUUUACUAUGAAACUAAGCUUGUUGAAAACAAUGACACAUCACAUAUUGACAAUGAACCAGAUCCCAAUGUCAUGCGAAUUGGUUGGUCAGUCAUGUAUGCAAACAUGCAGUUGGGUGAGGAACCCUUGUCCUUUGGUUAUGGAGGAACUGGAAAAUUUUCUCAUGACAACAAAUUUUCAAAUUAUGGAAAACCAUUCCAAGUUGGCAAUGUUGUCGGUGCAUAUUUGGAUUUUGAAAGUAAUCCGACGCACAUCGAAAUCUCUUACUCAGUUGAUGGACAGCAUUUAGGUGUAGCACAUUCAGUUGAAAAAUCCACUUUUGGGUCAAGCCCUCUCUUCCCUCAUGUACUAAGUAAAAACGUACGUUUUGAAUGCAAUUUUGGCGCCACCACUUGGUUUCCUCCGAUAGAAGGCUUCAGGUAUGCAGGGCAUUUUGCUCUAGAAGAACGAAUACCUGGCCCUAAAACACCACCGACUCGUGGGGAUUGUGAAAUCAUAAUGAUGUGCGGUUUGCCUGGCUGUGGAAAGACAACUUGGAUCAAAGACUAUGUUGUGCAAAAUCCUGAAAAACUUUACAAUAUCCUUGGAACGAACAACUUAAUUGACAAAAUGAAGGUGAUGGGUCUUCCACGAAAGAAUAACUAUGCUGGUCGAUGGGAUGUGUUGAUUGAAAAAUGCACCAAAUGUUUGAACAAACUACUAGAAAUCGCUGCUUAUCGACGAAGGAAUUAUAUCAUUGAUCAGACGAACGUUUAUCCAACGGCUCAAAAACGUAAAAUGCGCAACUUUGUCGGAUUCAAACGACGCGCCGUAGUCAUUGUACCAACUGAUGAAGAGUUCAAGAAACGUUGCGAAAAGCGUGACAAGGAAGAAGGAAAAGAUAUUCCUGAUUCAGCUGUUCUUGACAUGAAAGCUAAUUUCCGACUCCCUGAAGAGGGUGAAAUUUUCGACGAAGUAGAGUUCAUUGAACUUCAAAGAGAAGAAGCACAGAAGUUAGUCGAAAUUUACAAUAAAGAAGGUCGAGACGCUGGCUAUGGAAAGAAACAGUCUAGCUUCAGCUCCGGGCGUGACUCAAGAGGCGAUAAGAAAUUUAAGUCUGAACAUGACUACCCCUCUAGAGAUAGAUGGAGCAGUGGUGACCGAGGUCGUUGGGGUGACCGUGAAUCCAGAGGAGGGUGGCAUCCUCGUGGUGGAAUGGACCGUGAUGGUGAUAGAGGCCACCGUGGAAGAAGUGACUCGCGUGACAGAGGCCGAGGUGGUGGAUGGCAAGACCGAAUGAGGGGUGGCCCACCUAUGGGCAGAGGUUUUAGAGGUGGCAGAGGUGGACCGGACUGGCGGUCUCGCGACGAUCGAGACUUCGAUGGUGGUAGAGGUGGAAUGAGAGGUCGCGGAGGUAUGGACCGUGGCGGAUUUAGAGGGCGCGGAAUGCCUCGUGGUGGUCCCCGAGGAAGAGGCUUUGAUGGUCCUCGAGGUGGACCACGCGGACGCGGUGGAUUUGGUGACAGAGAUGGUUUUGGUGGAGAUAGAGGCUAUGGUGACAGAAGCUACAAUGACCGAAACAAUUUCAAUGACAGGAGUUAUGGCGAUAGAUCUGGACGAGAUGACAAGAGACGGGAUGGUAGUGAAAGAGGAGGACGCGGCGGAAGUCGAGACGGAGAUGCUAGCCAGAAUCGUAAUCAGACAGCUAGUCAGAAUAACAUGGCUCAAAAUCAGAAUGCAGGUGGAAAUUGGAUGCAAGGAUAUGGUCAGAACCAAGGUUGGGGUGCAUGGAACAACUAUGCCAACCAGUGGAAUCAGUACAACGCAGCCGCUGCUACAGCAGCUACCCAACAGCAAGGUGGAUGGAAACAAGCUGGAUAUGGCACACAACAAGCGUCCGGAACCACAGCUACAACGCAAGCACAGCAACAAACAGCAGCUGCCAAUGCUAACUACACGCAAGCUUAUCAACAACAAGCUGCUGCUUACGGUCAAUAUCCAAACGCGUACAACUGGAAUCAGUAUGGCCAAUAUGCCCAGCAGUAUAGCCAAUGGGCUCAGCAAUGGGGUCAAUACGGUUACAACUAUGGUGCUGCAGCUGGCACAACCGGAGUAGCAGCAGGUGCCACCACGGGUGCCGUUGCAGGAGCAACAAAUACAGCAGUUCCUCCUCCAGCUGUAGCAAACAAAUAAUCGCUCAUCCUUGAGUGAUCUCUGUAAUUUUACUCCUUGACAUUUAAUGAUGUGUGUAAAAAUUCAAGCCAUUUCCCCGAGUUAGAUGCACGCUAAGUCCACUCAACAAGAAUCUUUUUGUUAGAUCAGUUACACAAGUUGCAAUGAAUUUGAUCUUGGAUACUCUUGUAUUUGUGAUCAAUAUCAGCGUCAGUCCAAAGGCCAAAUUCCUAAGUCUCAAAUCAUUAGCGUCAUUAUUUUUGCGGGAAGCACAAUAGUUGAUGUCACUCGUGGUUUUUUCUACCGUGGUCUCAGUGAAUCUCAAUGAAUGAACAGUAAUCCAUGAUUUUGUAAAGGCAGCACCAAUGAAACCUGGGUAGAUAAAAACCAUGGUACAUGAAUGUGGAGGAUGACACGUCCAUUGUGUUUUUUCUCAAUGAAAAUUCUCAUGAACCUUUGACGCAGGAUCACCAUGUUUACUGCAUUGUGAAUAUCUCUUAUUGAAACUAGAUACUAUGAUGUCUGCAAUUGUCUAAUUUGAUCGCUGUCUCUCUCUAUCCCCCAAGUUCCAGUUUGACUAGUUAACCUGAGCUAUUUUUACUUGAUCUUUAUUUUUAAGCACAGCAAGUAAUAAAACAAUUUCUAGAAUGUAUAAAUCUAUUCCAUUUGGUGAUAACAAUAUCUAUUUCCACUUGUAGCAAAACUGUAAGUGCUAAAUUGCACGUUCACGUUAGCAUUGAGUGAAAACUCCAUUGAAGAUCUCCGAGAACCUGUGGCUAUCAUAAUUCUCAUAAAAAUUUAUUUUUUAUAUAAUUGUAAUAAUUUAAUUGUUUGUGUAUCAUGAAUGAAAAGAAUUUGUAUUGAAGAUAUUGAAUUAUCUUUUCUGGAUGUAUAAAUUUGUAUAUAUAUAGUUUGUAAUCUUACUGAUGUGUUAUCUUCGAUUGAAAUAAUCUCUUGUUUCUCCAUCAUUUUUUCACUUUUACUUUUUCAAAUGAAUUUUAUUCCUGAAGA
Messenger RNA from Bemisia tabaci, 4414 nucleotides. RefSeq lists its product as uncharacterized. Gene Ontology annotation, molecular function: protein binding; RNA binding. Lineage: Eukaryota; Metazoa; Arthropoda; Insecta; Hemiptera; Aleyrodidae. Gene Ontology annotation, cellular component: nucleus. Gene Ontology annotation, biological process: alternative mRNA splicing, via spliceosome. The record is from RefSeq and is a predicted model, not a curated record.